Molecule: messenger RNA, 1910 nt
Organism: Phasianus colchicus (ring-necked pheasant)
Lineage: Eukaryota; Metazoa; Chordata; Aves; Galliformes; Phasianidae
Gene: SMPD2
Product: sphingomyelin phosphodiesterase 2
Molecular function (GO): sphingomyelin phosphodiesterase activity
Source: RefSeq, a predicted model, not a curated record
CUGCUGCCUUCCCCUUCCCGUUCCGCACUGCUGACUGCCGGGACUCGUAGUCCCGCGGCACCGCACCGCAACCCGACCUCAACCGGCACGGCACCGCAGCCGGACCGCAGCUGGACCAGCACACACACACCAGCUGCUUGCUGCAGGACCCUUCCAAGUGCUGCUGCUGGGCAAUGGAGAAGGACCCUGCACUGCGGCUCCGUGUCUUUGACCUCAACUGCUGGGCCAUCCGUUACCUGAGCAAGCGGCGGCAGGAGCGCAUCCGCCUCAUCGGAGACCGGCUGUGCCAAGAGGGCUUCGACCUUGUCCUGCUGCAGGAGAUAUGGAGUGAGCGUGACUACAGCGACCUGAAGGCAAAGCUGGGUGGUUGCUGCCCCUUCUCCCAUUAUUUCCGAAGCGGUGUCAUCGGCAGUGGCCUCUGCGUCUUCUCCAAGUUCCCCAUCCUGGACACACUGCUCUACCAGUACUCACUCAAUGGUUACCCCUAUAUGCUGCAGCAUGGAGACUGGUUCUGUGGCAAGUCUGUGGGUCUCGUCGUUGUCAGGAUUGCCGAGAUCACCUUCAACAUCUAUGUCACCCACCUGCAUGCUGAGUACAGCCGGGAGAAGGACACCUACCUGCCCCACCGUGUGGUGCAAGCCUGGGAACUGGCACAGUUUAUUCGCCACACAGCGAAGGCAGCUGACGUAGUGCUGCUGGGGGGAGACCUCAACAUGCACCCUGGAGAUGUGGGCAUCCGGCUUCUGCGUAGCUGGACGGGACUGCAGGAUGCCUACACUGAGGCCAAGCACUUUGAGGGCUGCGAGGACGGCUGCACUCUCACUCCAAAUAACUGCUUCACUGUCAAGUCGGAGCUACAGCCCUUCCCGUCAGGCAUCCGGAUCGACUACAUCCUCUACAAGGCUAUCUCCAGCUUCACAGUGAAGUGCGAAGAGCUGAGGACCACCACAGGAACAGUCCCAGGAAUGGACAUCCCUUACUCAGACCAUGAGGCUGUGAUGGCAAGGCUGUGCAUCCAACGGAGGGGACAGACAGCGGGUGUCACCAUUGGCACAGCCAUGCCAGCGCUGGUGGAGGUGCUGAGUGAGGCACGGACAGAGGUGUGCAUGGGGCUGCUGACAGCACGGCGACAGCGUUAUUCCUCAGGCAGGAUGGCAGUGCUGGCCAUGCUGCUGCUGCUGCUACAGGUGGUGGGAGUGCUGGGUGUGCUGGGAGGGCUGGCAGCUGGGAAGCCCUUCCCUGCUCUCUCCUUCUCCCUGCUGGCCUUCCUCGCCCUUGCCAUCCUCCUCCUUGCUGCUGGCCUCCACCUCUUCCACAGCAUUGAGGUGAAGAUGCUGCAGGGCACCAAGGAGCAGAUGGAGAUGGUGAUACGGGGGCUGCAGGAACAGCCCCUCCACCGCCACUGACCUGGCCCCAUCCUGACCCCUUUUUUAGCAGAAGAAAAUAAAAGAGGUGUUUUAACCCUUUGUGCCAUGUCAAGGAGGUUUUAUUCCAAGGCAGGGGGUUGCAGCAGAGUGGGAGGUGCAGAGCAUCCCACACCCAGGACUCCCAUACUGUAAGCACCACAUCUCUGUGGAGAACAGCUCUGCAGCAACUGGGAAAUCUUUAAAGGUCCAUGCAAAGGCACUGGAAUUGGAGAAGCCCGAAAGGGCCAAGGAGGAUGUGGCCACCAGUGCCCUUUGUCCUGUGUCACAGAUAGUGCCAGCUCUGGGCAAAAUCCACUAGGAGAGCUGCUGGGGAAACAUCCUCAUCCCACAUCACAUUGCACAGGAGUUUUUGACCCUUGUAUCCUGCGGUGGAUGGGGACAGUAUGGAGGUGGCACCCAAAAGUGGUGAUGCAGAGCUACGUGCUGGCCAUUGGUAGUCCCGUUUGUAGAGCCUGAUGUCAGGGUUUGGUGUGGAUGUUCCCA